UUAGCUCAACAACUUUUAUCCAAAUAGUUUGGUAGCUAUAGGAAAAAAAAUAAUUAACGCCUGUAUAUUAUUAUAGCUUCUAUAAGUAGCAAUUUAAAGUGAUAACAAGUGAAUUGCUGCUUCAUAACUGAACAAACAGAUCAACUCAAGAGAAGAAAGGAUGCAUCAGCUGUUCGUCCUAGUUUGGAUCCUUUGGUUUCAUUGACAGUCCCUGUGUUGAGCACAAGACAGGAUGCCCUACCACUGUGUGGCCUUUGGAUGUGGCAAAACCGCAGAAGAUGGUGUGACACUGUUUAAAUUCCCCAAGGACCCUGAGGAGUUUCGCAAAUGGGAAAAGCAGGUCCAGCGCACCCGCACCCAGUGGGUCGCCACACCCAACUCCCACCUCUGCAGCGAGCAUUUUGGCAAGGAGUACUUUGAGCCAAGACCACCCGCAGGGGCUCUGAAGCUGAAGCCAGGAGCUGCUCCUACAGUGUUCGUCCGUCCUCUGUGUUCCUCCUGCAGUGGAGUUGGCUGCAGUAACUGCCUGCCUGCUAUCCAACGCCGGGGCAUUACAGCUGAGCCAAGGGAGCGCAACAUUAGUGCCGAACACAAUGAACUGGCACCCACUCAGUUUGAUGAUACUGAUGGAGGAGGCGACAAAGAACAUGUGACAGGAAGAGUGGGAAGAGGGGAAAAAAACAAAGAUGAACGACCAGUGGUGUGUGAGAUGUGCGGCACCACCGGCAACAUUAGCACCUUCUUUUCAAAGACCAAGCGUUUCUGCAGUAUAUCCUGCUCACGCUCCUAUUCGUCAAACUCCAAGAAGUCCUCCAUACUGGCACGUCUGCAGGGAAGGCCCCCCACAAAAAAAGCUACAGUGCUGAACAAGGUGAACAAAGCCCCUCCAACCACAACAGGACUAGACGGUUUCGAGUGGGGCGCUUACUUGGAGAGGGAGACGUCACUGGCUGCGUCCGUCUCCUGCUUCAGACAUGCUCCUCUGUGUGCACAGUGGGACGACAUCGCUGUUGGGAUGAAGGUGGAAGUCCUGAACACUAACGCCGUCCUGCCCAGUAAAGUCUACUGGAUCGCUACCGUUAUCCAGGUCGCAGGAUACAAAGCUCUGUUGCGAUAUGAAGGCUUCGAGCACGACAGCAGCCACGAUUUCUGGUGCAGCCUCGUUUCAGGAGAGCUGAAGCCGAUUGGAUGGUGUGCCAUGACGAGCAAGCUGCUGGUGCCGCCACAAGAUGUGAAGCAGAACAUACCAGAUUGGAAAGAGUAUCUGAUGAAAAAGCUGGUGGGCGCCAACACUCUACCCGUCGAUUUCUACUUGAAGCUGGCAGAGAACAUGAGGACCUCUUUCCGAAUCGGCAUGCGUGUGGAGGUGGUGGAUCCCAGGCAUGUGAGCCGGACCCGCGUGGCCAUGAUUGACACGAUUAUUGGCGGCCGUCUGCGGCUGGUGUACGCGGACCAAAGCGACGCCCCCGAGAACGCCACCUCUGAUUUCUGGUGCCACAUGUGGAGCCCCCUCCUGCACCCGUUAGGCUGGUCUGUGAAAGUGGGCCAUGCCAUUAAGGCGCCUGCAAACUCUGUGGAAAGUAGUGGUUUGAGGGGGAACUCUGACAGUUCAUUCCUUCUCUUUAAAAAGCCCAGGGUCGUUUACAUGGAGGGAAGUUUCUUUGAAGAAGGAAUGAAGCUGGAGGCCAUUGACCCUCUCAACCUGGGAAGUAUCUGUGUGGCCACUGUACACAAGGUGCUGUUAGAUGGCUACCUGAUGGUCGGUAUCGACGGCACGAUAUCUAACAACGGCUCCGACUGGUUUUGUUACCACGCGUCCUCUCACGCCGUCCUUCCUGUGGACUUCUGUAAAAAGAACAACAUCCCUCUCACUGUACCUCAAGGUUAUGACUCUCAGACCUUCACCUGGGACAAAUACCUGAAGGAGACCAAAGCUAAAGCUGCACCGGCACGACUGUUCAACACUGACUACCAGGGUCACGGCCUCUCCGCCAACAUGAAGCUGGAGGCAGUGGACCUGAUGGAGCCACGGCUGGUCUGCGUGGCCACCGUGAAGCGCUGCGUGGGCCGUCUGCUGCUCAUCCACUUCGACGGCUGGGAGGAUGAGUUCGACCAGUGGGUCGACCACUGGUCCCCGGACAUCUACCCCGUGGGCUGGUGUGAGCUGAUGGGCUACCAGCUCCAGCCGCCUCCUGGUCUCGUAGAUUUAAUCACAAACCAGGUGGCACGGAACAAGAAGUGCAAGCCCUUUGUAUACGGGAAAAAGAGGAAGAGGAGUGCAAAGAAGAGGCUCUCCGAUGAGCAAGCUAAAGAUGAUGCGGGUCAGCAGCUUGAGGUCGUUGGCACUACGAGUCCCACAGAAGUGGUAGAUCUCAGUCUCCCUCCAAAGGUGCCACUCCUCCAGCCCAAGACUGAGCCGGAGGAGCAGGAGAUCUUUGCGGUGCAGGUGAAAGUGGAAGAGGUGGAAAUGGAGACUCCCAUUGAUCCUCCGGGAAGCCCUCGACAAGCCUGCGUGGGUGUAAUCAAACAGGAGGAGGGAGGGGAGCAGAGUAAGUCAGGACGACACGAGGUGCCGGAGCAGACCUGCACGGAGAACGUAGAGCAUGAAAAGACAGAAAAAGAUAAAGCCGCAACAAAAGACGGACUUGAAGAGUGGGGGUCUCUGGAGGAGAGCCUUACUGGCGAAAGCAACGUGGAGCGGAGUGAGAACGAACGACGAACACGGGACCAAGAGGACGGGAGCCAAGGAAAUGACUCUGCCAUGGAUGAAGCGCUGGAGAGUAAUACUGAGCAGGAGAGGGCGGAGGAGAGGAGAGAUGAGACGAGCGUGGAAAAGGUGGCGGUGCAAGGAGACUGAGAUGAGGGGAGUAAAAUAAA
Molecule: messenger RNA, 2877 nt
Organism: Seriola dumerili (greater amberjack)
Lineage: Eukaryota; Metazoa; Chordata; Actinopteri; Carangiformes; Carangidae
Gene: l3mbtl2
Product: lethal(3)malignant brain tumor-like protein 2
Exons: 18
Coding region: 233-2857 (874 amino acids)
Biological process (GO): regulation of DNA-templated transcription
Cellular component (GO): nucleus
Molecular function (GO): zinc ion binding
Source: RefSeq, a predicted model, not a curated record